This is a messenger RNA of Cimex lectularius (bed bug), 2003 nucleotides long. Its product is annotated as thioredoxin reductase 1, cytoplasmic-like. Gene Ontology annotation, cellular component: cytosol; mitochondrion. The transcript is spliced from 2 exons. The record is from RefSeq and is a predicted model, not a curated record. Gene Ontology annotation, molecular function: glutathione-disulfide reductase (NADPH) activity; thioredoxin-disulfide reductase (NADPH) activity; flavin adenine dinucleotide binding. Lineage: Eukaryota; Metazoa; Arthropoda; Insecta; Hemiptera; Cimicidae. Gene Ontology annotation, biological process: glutathione metabolic process; cellular response to oxidative stress; cell redox homeostasis. Bases 153 to 1973 code for a protein of 606 amino acids.
UUACUGACAGGUGACAAUAGUAAAUUUUUGUUAAAAUAUACCAACACAACAAAAUUCUAAAAACAAUAACAUACCCUAACAAUAAAUUCACACACUCAUAAAAAUAAAUGGGACAAGAUUUCCUUUAAAGAGGCUUGUGACACUUUUCAAAAAUGAGCAAAACAGAUAAAGAAGAUGAAGAAGUCUAUGGGGAUGAUUAUGAUACAUAUGAAAGGGAAAAAGAGUUUGUCCAAGAUGUAGCAACAAAGCAUAAUGUCGUUAUGUUCAGUAAAACAUGGUGUCCAUUUUGCAAAAAAUUAAAGGCCUUGUUUGAAGCGAAUAAAAUAAGAUAUAACGCUUUAGAAUUAGACACCCAUUCCAAUGGGCCAAAUAUCCAAGAUGCACUGGAGGAACUCACAGGUUCAAAAAGGCCAGUACCUGCAGUAUACAUAUGUAAAAAGUUUAGAGGAGGCUAUAAUGAAAUUUAUUCCGCAUGGGCAAAUGGAACGUUAGAGGAGUGGUUACAAUGUAAAGAAACUGACUUUACAUUUGAUUUGCUAGUCUUAGGGGGUGGAUCAGGAGGAAUUGCAGCAGCAAAGGAGGCAGCUAAGCUUGGGAAAAAAGUAGCGAUAGUCGAUUAUGUAGCCCCGACACCCAAAGGCACCACAUGGGGCCUUGGUGGCACUUGUGCCAAUGUCGGUUGUAUUCCCAAGAAAUUAAUGCACAGGGCAGCCCUCAUUUACCAUGAUAUUAAAGAUGCCGAAAGCUUUGGCUGGGAAGUCGAGCCACCUGAAACCCACAAUUGGGAGUCUAUGAUUGAAAAAAUACAAGAGCACAUAGACUCACUAAACUGGGAGUACAAAAAACAGCUUAGAGAACUGGGUAUAGUAUACCAUCAAGGCAAAGGCAUGCUAAAAGAUAGGCAUACAGUUGAAGUUAUUGGUAAAGAGGGGAAGAAAACCGAGUUGCAGGGCAGCACUAUUUUAAUUGCUGUUGGAGGAAGACCAAUGUACCUUGAUGCUGUUGGGGCAGAAAAGUGUUGUAUCACAUCGGAUGAUUUAUUUUCAUUAAAAUCAAACCCAGGAAGAACACUGGUCAUUGGUGGAGGACAUAUUGCAGUUGAAUGUGCUUCAUUUUUAAAUGUCUUUGGAUGUGAAGUAAAGGUUUUGGUGCCAGAUCAAUUCUUGGAACACGUGGACUCGGGUAUGGCUGAAAGAUUAAAAUCACAUAUGGAAACAAGAGGGGUCGAGUUUUUCAUAGGUGCCAGACUUCAUAGUUUUGGAAUGGAUUCCAACAAGAUUUUAGUACAAGGGGUCGCCAAAGAUGGUGAAAGUUUUUCUGAAUUGUUUGAUUGUGUCAUAUUAGACGUUGGAAGAUGUGCAAACACUUAUGGCAUCAAUCUUGAUAAAAUAGGCAUUGAGACAGAGCCAAAAUUCGGUAAAGUGAUUGUCAAUGAAAGAGAUCGAACAACAGUCAGCAACAUAUUUGCCAUUGGGGAUUGCUCUACUAGAGGUGGUGGAGGUGACCUUUGCAUGGUUGCCCGCAAGGAAGGGGUGUACUUUGCCCGCAGACUAUAUAAGAUGACUGAUGCAUCCAUAGAUUAUAAUACAAUCCCUUAUACAAUUUUUACAACCCUUGAAUAUGGUUAUGUAGGAUUAACAGAAGAAAACGCAAGGAAGAAAUUCGGCGACGAUGUUGAGGUCUAUCACAAUUUAUUCCAACCAUAUAUUAGCAGAGCUGCUCAAAGAUUUGACUCAAGAAGUUAUAUAAAACUUAUAACAUUGAAGACAUUAGGCAACAAGGAGAAAAUAUUGGGCAUUCACAUCCUAGCACCUAAUGCUGGUGAAAUUAUCCAAGGAUAUGCUUUAGCAUUGAAAUUAGGUGCAACCAAAGAGAGCCUUGAUGCAUUGGCCGUUACAUUUCCGACUGUUGGAGACUUCCUGAACGAUUUAUCAAUAACAGUGACUUCUGGUGAAGAAAUAGGUAUCAGAUAAAAAUGUGUUGAUUAAAAACAAACAAAAAUU